Messenger RNA from Polistes dominula (European paper wasp), 6962 nucleotides. RefSeq lists its product as uncharacterized. Lineage: Eukaryota; Metazoa; Arthropoda; Insecta; Hymenoptera; Vespidae. The record is from RefSeq and is a predicted model, not a curated record. Gene Ontology annotation, cellular component: plasma membrane; intracellular cyclic nucleotide activated cation channel complex. Gene Ontology annotation, biological process: monoatomic cation transmembrane transport. Gene Ontology annotation, molecular function: cGMP binding; intracellularly cAMP-activated cation channel activity; protein-containing complex binding.
AGCAGAAGGAGGAAGAAGAAAAAAUUAGAAUGGCUUGUCAAGGGCUUUGGGAAUAAAAAAAAAAAAUAUAUCAGUCACCCCGUAAGGGUUGAUAGGUAAAGAAAAAAAAAAAAGAAGGAAAAAGAAAUGCUGAUCGAUCACUCAAAUCCGUCCUUCCGUCGUCGAGUUUGUUCCGUGAAAAUCGUCUUAGUUAUUAUUCCUCCUUCAUUUACGAUCAUAUAUUGGGGAUCUUCGAUCUUCGAAUAAAUAAAUAAAGAGAAGAGAUAGAUACCUAGGAUAAUCGAAAAGUUAGAUUGAUCGAUAUCCACGACGGAAGAAGUUGUAAUAGUUGAAUGAAAAGAAUAUAAUCGAAUAAGAAGAAGAAGAGAAGUUUACGGGGACAAAGGUUUGUGAGUGUAUGAGUGAGGGUAAAAAGUGAGUGAGAGAGGAGAGGAUGACAGGAAGAAACGUAACAAGAAGAGGAUACGGUCGGUGACAUCGGUGGGUUGGUCGGGGGUUGGUUGAUUGGUUGGGUGGUUGGAAAAGUGUCAUCGGCCCGGCAGCCAUUCUGGAUAAGAAAAAAAAGAAUAGGAUUAUUUUAUUAGGGGUGCUCGAUUAUUUCGGAUACCAUUUAAUAGUAGUAGUUGGUGGUGGUGGUAUUAAGGAAAGAGAAGAGGAGGAAAACUGGAUCACCUGCGUGGAAUGUCUUCGGGCGCCAAGCGACUGGUGCAGUCGCUUAGGGGCCGAACAGGUGGCGGUGGUAGAACAGUUGGCGGUGGGGGAGGAAGUACACGUUCGGAUGGAUUCAUCGGUGACGUUAACGUCGUCGGUUCGGCAGGAUCCAGCACCAGUGCUACGAGAUUGUGUCAUUACGACAGCGGUCACGAACUCGACGAAAUUUCUGUCGUCGGUAGUAGUGCAGCCGUUCCUGUUGUUGCCGCUACCGCCACCGGGGGAAUCGCCAUUGGUUCUUUGCCUACUCCCACUACUCCCUGCCAUUGCCCCGCUCACAAAUAUGGAAGCGGUCAAACGCUUUAUAGCAUUACCGGUCUCCCCCCCGUACCAGCGGCACCUUCUCACAGAGGAAUUCACUCCGGUGGCAUCGGAUCGACGACUGGGGGUGCAAUCGACCGUUUAAGUUGCGGUUCAGCUUCCGCAUUGGGCUACGACGUCGUCGAUAAAUACAGGGAUGGUGGUAUCGUCGAGACACCUGGAGGAGGAAGAAGAGGAGGACCUGGAGGAAUGGGAAUGGGGGGAAUGGGAGGAAUGGGAAUGGGUAUGGGUGGUGGAAGAUUGGUAUUAGGUGGUAGAGAAAGGGAAGAUGACACGAAAAGCGCGAAAAGUGCUGAAAGCAUCUCCAGAGGGGUCCUACAUUCGAGACAAAGCCUUUUGGAUCUUGUUAGCCAUAAAAUCAUGGGCAGACAUACGCCCACUCAUAAUUAUCAGGUUCAGCAGGUAUACUCUGUGUCGCAGCGAUACUUUGGUUCGUCCCGAGAUUCCCUUCAGGGUGGAUACGUUAAUCGAGGUGCUAGCGAAUUGGAUCUCAGUCGAAAAACAAGAAGGAGGGACCAGCAAAGGAGUAGAAUUAAGUUGCCCUAUGCGGUAGGUGCAACCCCGUCUCGCGAUCAUUCGCAACUUCAUCCACCGGCCUCCAUCAAUCAUCUCAGUAAUGCAAGCUGCAAUGGUACCGAAACAAGGUAUACAGCCCAACAGCAGCGACAACAACGAGGUAGUCGUGGUUUUCCUAGUCAUGCCGGAACCAAAGGUUUCCGUACAGGUGCACCCAAUUGGUCAUUCAUCUUCGACCCAGCGGGACGACUUUGUUAUUAUUGGUCAAUGGUGGUUUCCCUAGCCUUCCUUUACAACUUUUGGGUCAUCAUCUAUAGGUUUGCCUUCCAGGAAAUAAACGGCGAUACCCGCUGGAUUUGGUUCUGCCUGGACUAUUUCUCGGAUUUUUUAUACGUUCUGGAUAUAAUAUUUCAUGUAAGAACGGGAUAUUUGGAGGAUGGCGUUUUACAAACUGACGCGACCAAGUUACGGAAUCAUUAUACGAACAGCACUACGUUUUACAUAGACAUACUGUGCCUGCUGCCCCUCGACUUUUUAUACUUAUCUAUAGGAUUCAACAGUAUGCUGAGAAGUUUUAGACUCGUUAAAAUUUACCGGUUCUGGGCGUUCAUGGACAGGACCGAACGACACACGAAUUAUCCGAAUUUAUUUCGUUCCACCUCGUUGAUACAUUAUUUGCUGGUGAUCUUUCACUGGAACGGGUGCCUCUAUCACAUUAUUUAUAAGAACAACGGUUUCGGCAGUAAGAAUUGGGUAUACAACGAUUCCGAAACCGCUGACGUUGUUAAACAGUAUCUACAAAGUUACUAUUGGUGCACGUUGGCACUAACCACCAUUGGCGAUUUACCCAGGCCAAGAAGCAAGGGCGAGUAUCUCUUCGUAAUAGCUCAGCUGCUUUUUGGUUUACUCCUAUUCGCCACCGUACUGGGACACGUGGCUAACAUCGUAACUUCGGUCAGCGCGGCACGAAAAGAAUUUCAAGCAAAGUUGGACGGUGUUAAAACGUACAUGAGAAUGAGACGUGUACCUAAUCAUCUACAAGUUAAAGUUAUCAAAUGGUUCGAUUAUCUUUGGUUGACGCAAAAAUGUUCCGACGAGGAGAAAGCUGUCAGCUGUCUUCCUGACAAGCUGAAGGCCGAGAUAGCUAUAAACGUGCAUUUGGAAACACUUAGAAGGGUAGAAAUAUUUCAGAACACGGAAGCUGGUUUUCUAUGCGAGUUGGUACUCAGAUUGCGACCGGUACUUUUCUCACCUGGCGACUACAUUUGUCGAAAAGGUGAGGUAGGAAAGGAGAUGUACAUAGUUAACAGAGGUCGGCUCCAGGUUGUAGCCGAUGAUGGGAAGACAGUCCUCGCCACCCUUAAGGCGGGUUCAUACUUCGGGGAGAUCAGCAUACUCAAUAUGGGGACUGCAGGUAAUCGACGAACAGCGAGUGUGAGGUCUGUCGGCUACUCGGACCUAUUCGUUCUCAGCAAAAAGGACAUGUGGGACGUCCUUAAGGAAUAUCCAGCUGCUAGAGUUAGAUUGGAAUCAAUAGCGGUUAAAAGACUCGAGAAGUACAAGAAAGCUCCGCUUAAGAAAUUGGCAAUGAGCAGAUGUCAGAGUGCACCUGGAUUAGUAGAAUUACACGCUAGAAAGCCAAUAGAGGAUACAUUGGUGUCACCGUUAGAUGACAAAAUAAGAGGCCAGGGUUAUGCUAUUGGUGCUGGUACACGUUCACUGUUUACCCCAAGUUCGAGUCCGGUAUUAACGCGAGCUAGUGGUGUUACCGUUGAUACCGGUGUACCUAGUAGCAUCCCAACCGGUCCUAUUUUACCUGGUAACAACGUCAACGUCAACGUCAACGUCGUUAGUAGAAGUAUGGACAGCCCGAUGAGUGCCACGAGCAGUGGACAAAGUAGCGAGGAUCCAACUGCCAGGAUGCCAAGAUCGGUUGCAACUCAGCCAUCAACUGGACGACAAUCUACUCAUUCAGGUAUGACGUGCAACAGCAUGACGCAAUUAAUGAGCGAAGGUGCGACACCGUUACCCGAUGUGACCUCGCACGAAGCACUCAUAGCUGAAAUCAAACACUUGAGGGAACGUCAGUUAACGUUGGAAACGGAAAACGCAACCCUUAACGCUAGAUUGAAUCAAAGAGAAUGGAAAGUGGAACAACGUUUGGCAGAAAUCGAGUUGCAAAUUUGCGGUGUUAAGCGCGGCAAAGCAAAGAUGGAGCUUAUACGUCGUUGUAUUGAACAAGCUAGGGUCGAGGAUUCUAUUGGUUCAUUGACAAACGUCGAACUAAACGUAGGUGCAAGAUUAAGCGACACCAAAUCGAUCGGUAGCUUAAGUCAGCAUUUUUUCGAAAGCGACGAAGACGAAAGGUAUUACGGAACGUGCAACGGUUACGCCUCACAACCCGGAAGCAAAUCAAACCUGUUGCUGUGCAGCGAAUGCGAUCAAAAGACACGUACUUGCACGUACAGACCACAGACACCGGGAUCUUAUUUUGGUCGUUACGUAGAGGAACGUUUAGAUCCUAGGGAGGAUUUAACUUUCCUUAGACCGGAAUACAAGACGUCUGUCCGUAAUAGUCCAUCGCCAAGAUUGUCACGUGAUAUUCAAGAAAUCUCUACGUCGCCUAGAUCACGAAACUAUUUUCAGGAUUCACCGUCACCGAGAUCUGGUCGACAAGAGUUCAAGGAUCAACAACAACAGCAAUUAUUGUCACCCGAAUAUUUUCGUCGGGAGGAAACUUUCGUUGAAACGGAAAAACGUCAAAAACAAAAGGAAAAGGAAAAAGAGGAUAAUGAACAUGAAGAAGAUGAAGAUGAAGAAAAUGAAGAGGAAGACGAAGAUGCUGAGGAAGACGACAGUCCGGUUUGUGAGCUUUGUCACGGUAACGGUCUUGUUUUGGUUCACUGUGAACAUUGUAAUUUUUCAACCGAAGGAGAUCUCAUAUGUUUCCGUUGUCAAAGCGAUGAAAGUUCGUCUAACGGCAACAAUAGUUGUCCACGUUGCGAAAGAAGUGCUAGAAUAGCUGCUGCUGCUGCUACUGCGGUAAAUAGCGGAACUACAUCGUCCGACGAAGAUAAUCGUCAUCGUCAUACGAGUAAAUAUCCGGUAGACGCGGUAGUUAAGAUCAAAUUAAACGAUCACAUGAUAGACGUCGAUUCGGACGAUACAAAUGACAGCGAUCCAUCGAUAGAUCGUCACAGAACUCAAGUCGAACGACUCGACACUAUCGUUGAGAUCAAAGGUGACACUGCCAGUGAAAACGAUGACGAUAACAAUGGCGGCAACGGCGGCCAUGACAAUGGUGGCAAUGGUAGCACCAAAUUAAACGGAACUACGAGCGCGAGAUUUCUCAAUUACAUGAUCGUACUAUGCUUGUAAAUAAUUUAAUAUUUUAAUCGAUUAUUAUAAAAUGAUAGAUAUAUACGUCAUCGUCAUCCAAACGCAAUUUCUAUUCGCUACGCGUAUUAUUAAAAGAGAAUGAUAAUAUUAAUAAUGUGAUCGGCGAAAGUUACGAGAAAGAUAAAAUAAUUAAAAAGAACAAACUUUAGCCGAUGAUAAUUCUUAACUGUAAAUAUUAAAAAAAAAAAAAAAAGAAAAUAAAAAAAAACUGCCAAGUGACACGCGAUAGUCAAAAUCGAUAUUCUCUAAAUGCGACAUAGAAUUAAAAAGAUAACAAAAAAAAAGAUAUUAAAAAUUAAAAUUAACCCUUUCGUUACGAGCACCGGAAUUAGACGGCGUCCACUCGACUACCUGUGUGUUCGAGCGCCAGAUCUAGACGGCCUCCAUUCGAUGACCUGUGUGUACGAGCGCCGGAAUUAGACGGCCUCUUCCAAAUACCUGUGAAUACGAGCGCCGGAUCUUGACGUUAGCUCGGCGGCGCGGUGCCUCGUAUGGUGGCGUUACCCCGCGGAGCAGACUGCCGUAACGAGAGGGUUAAAUUAAAUAUGUACUUAGGUAGCUCGUAUAAACGGUAAUUGAAAAAGAAACAAAAGUGGGGGGAAAAGGUGGCAAUGAUAUUACGAAAGAAUGAAAUAGAAAACAAACGCCGAGCGAAUUGGAUCGUAAAGAAAAAUUAAUAAAUAUUAAAAAAAAAAAAGAAAGAAAGAAGAUGGAUAAAACAAUCUGUCUCAGGGACGGCCGAUCUGCCCGCAGACUUUCGUCGCCGAGCGCCAAAAAAGGAAAAAAUAAAAAAAAAGAAAAUAAGAAAAUAUUGCAAAACCAAUCCAGGCGUUCCUGCGCACGUAACCAUUAGAAUGGGUUUGUACAGAGAUCGUGAUAAUAGAAUAUAUAUAUAUAUAUAUAUAUAUAUAUAUAUAUAUAUAUAUUGUCUCUCACUUAGAAAACAUCUUCCGUUAAUUUUCUAUUCAGAUAACAAGAAACAAAUAAAUAAAAAAAAAAAAAACUAUAAAAAACGAUGAAAGAACGAGGGCUCUCGUCUCGCUGAUUGUUAGAAAAAAAAAUAAAAGAAAAUAAGGGAAAAGAAAAAACCAUACUCUCUACUAAAAGAAAGAUACGAGAAAAAAAUCGAUACGAAGCAAACAAAAAAAGAGAAAACUAGACGAAGAAUGUGCUAGAGGAAAUGUGCGAAAUAAUAUAUAUAUAUAUAUGAAGUAUAUGUAUAUAUAUACAUGCUGCCACUAAUAAAUCAAAAAAAAGAAAAAAGAAAAAACAAUUUAAAAGAAAUUUCGCGCGAGGACCUUACGAUUUAAGAUUUUUCAUACCUUUGAUCGAAUUCUUUCUUAGCUUUUACGUAAAAGCAAUAGACGCGAGCCCGUACGCGGACAUCACAUACAACACACACACACACACAAACAGCAUACAACACACAAACACAUUGACAUACAAUUUAAACACACAAAGAUAAAUGGUGAACACUCGCGUAUCGUCGAAAAAGCUAGAGAGUAAUUGUAAUAAUUAAAAAAAAAAAAAGAAAGGGAAAUAAAAAAUGAAAAAAAAAAAAACGAAAAAAGUAAUCUUACGCUUUAAUCCGCAACACGUAAGAUACGACAAAAUGUCAAUUCCUAAGAAAGAAGAAGAAGAAAAAAAAAGAAAUAAAACGCAAAUCGAUAAAGGAUCGAGGCAACAAAGCGUGUUUAAACUGCCAUCAUUUUCACAAAGGAUAAAAGGUUUUAGCUAAGAUUUUUGCACAAACCCAUACUAACUCAUGUUCGGGACCAACUAUUAUCCAUCAUUUAAUAAGCGACAAAUGCCACUUCCGAGUCUCCAACUUUCGUUCAUAGUCGUCGUUAGUCGCUCUCUAACAAACCCCCAAAAAAAAAAUUAAAAAAAAAUAAAAAAAACUAAAGAACAAUUUACGCCAGUUUCUCGACAUUCAACAAAAGUUCAACGAUACCGAAUGGUACAUAAGGGAAAAAGAAAGAAAAUGAAAAAGAAAAAAAAGAUAAUUGACAUUG